Molecule: messenger RNA, 3272 nt
Organism: Thamnophis elegans (Western terrestrial garter snake)
Lineage: Eukaryota; Metazoa; Chordata; Lepidosauria; Squamata; Natricidae
Gene: CCDC170
Product: coiled-coil domain containing 170
Exons: 11
Coding region: 118-2271 (717 amino acids)
Source: RefSeq, a predicted model, not a curated record
GGUUGACAUAGAAACCCAGGUAGCUCUUAGGGACGCGCCCGGCUGGGUUAUUCCCCGGGUAGUCCGAACGCCGAAGGAAAGUAACCCGGUGCUCGCGCGCUGCCGGUGCGCGGGAGCAUGAGAAGCGCUGGCAGUUCCCGCCCGGGCUCUGCCUGUUCCAGGAUCAUCGACGUGACCAGCAACGCACCGUUGCUGCGCUCGCCCGCCAGCGUCUCAACCUCUUCCGAAGCGGAGCAGAGAACUCAUAAUUAUUUGCUACUGGAUGUUCCUGACACUCGAGAACAGCUAGUCCAUUAUCGGAAUGCAGCAGAAACAGCCAGCAGUGAGCUUGCCGCACUCCUAGUGAAGUACGAAUGUGCUCAAGCAGAGAUUCUAGAUCUUAAAUCCAGAAUAGCCUCACAGGAAGUAUCUAUAAAAGAAUUCAAAGCUGAAAUUGGGGGCUAUAAGGAAAAUGAUGCUCGCCAAUCUUCCCUCCUUUCUUCCAUGCAACACAAAUUCCAAGAACUUGAGAAGGGAUCAGGCAUAAUUGCCAUUUCCAAACAUCAAGCAGAGCUAAAAUCACAGGCUAUUCUCCAGGACAACUUGGAGCUGAAGGAGAAAAUCUAUGAACAAGACGAGCAGAUCAGAAAAUAUUUGAAUACAUCUGAAGAAAGCAAAUCCUAUGCAUCUAAAGUCAGCAGAGAACAAAAUGAAUUCUUUGCACAACUUUGUCAUCUUCUGGAACUGGGCAUAGGAGGAAACGAAGAGUCACCAGAACGUCUGCUCUCCAAGAUCCGUGGAAUGCGUAAAGAAAACGAUACGCUAAAAGAACAAAUAGAUACCUUCAGAGAGACCGUAACAAUUCAUGAGAUGGAACUGAAAGCCAACAGAGAAACCAUCAUGAGGCUUGUGUCAGAAGUGAACAAGGAGCAAAAAAAAGCAGCAGCUUGCUCUCAAGACAUAGAAAAGCUAAGUGAUGACCUAAGCAACAUUACAGGAGCUAAGCAGAAUCUUGAGGAGGAGAUUAGAAGCCUCCAAAACAGAUUGGCAGCCAGCCAACGGGCUUGGGAAGAACUGGGCCAACUAAAGGUCCAUUGUAAUGAAAAAGAAGCGGAAUUGAAAACUAAUCUAGAGCAAGCCAAAGAAGAAAAAAAGCUGCACAAUGAAUUCAAAGAUCAAAUAGUGACUUUACUGGGGAGUAAUCCCAUUGGGGCGACUCCAUCCAAGAAAGACAUUGUGGAAAAAAUCCGAGAUUUGUACCACAGAGAGGAGAGCAAAAAAAAAAUGGUAUCCCAGCUUGAAGCCCAAAUCAGCAAACUUACCGAGACUCUGGAGACUGAGACAAUGUUGCAUCAGGAGGCCUUGCAAAGAGCCAAAAAAUCAGAAAAUAAAUCAGAAAUGCUUCAUGAUCAGUUGAUGCGUCUAGAAGGAGAGCUGGUAUCUGGAGAUGUGAUGCGAGAUGCUUGGAAACUUGAGAAACAACAAUAUCUUAAGUUUCUGGAUCAGCUCUCUGAAAAGAUGGACCUGGACAGAAUAGCAGUGGAGGUUGGAUUUGACAUGAGGUUGGAUGCAGUGCUGGCUCGUGCAGAGCAGUUGAACAAGUUGGAACGAGACACAUUGACUGACAAUAAGAUCAUGCUCCGAAACCUGCAAAGAAAGGUAAAAGCUCAGAAAGAGCAACUUGAGAACAAAGAACUGCAUGUGAAGCUUCUGCGUCAGAAGAUCGUCCAGCUGGAAGAAGAGAAGCAAGUGCGCACAGCCCUGGCAGUAGAAAGGGAUGAGGCCAACCUCACACUCAGAAAGUUACAAAAGAAAAUAGACAGAUUGCAGAACGAACUUUCUUUGGCGAGAGAAACACACACAGAUCUGAAAGUUAAGCUUGCUGACACGAACGAACUGAAGAUCAAAGCACUGGAGCAAGACAAAACCAUAGAAGAACUAAGCAAAUCUCAAGAGAAACUGGAAAAGAUGAAGACUAAAGCUGAGAAGCAAUUAAUCUCUGUCCAGUCUGAGCUACAUGUUAGAGAACGCAAAGCAAAGGAAGAUAAAGAAAAGGCUAAACACUUGUUGGAGUCUGUGACCACAGAAGCAACAGUACUUAAAUCAACUCUUGAAGAAGUCAUGAAAAGAGAGAAACAGCUGGCAGAUUUCCGAAGAGUUAUCUCUCGCAUGCUGGGUCUCAAUAUCAAUACCGUGGCUCUUGCUGAUUACGAAAUAGUAACUCGUCUUGAGGGGUUGAUCCAUUCUCAUCAGCAUCAUUGCUCUCCUUGUGCCUGCUUCAAGUGUCAGUGAAAGAAGAUGGACUUUCAUAGCUUCUCCUUGAGUGCCUCCUUUCUUUCUGCAAAUAAUAGUUAAAACAGCAGAAGUCCAAUUGGAUGUUCCAAAAAUUAACAUUUUGUUGGAGUUAAACAUUGCCUACUGUGAGGAAAAAGAACAAUAAGAAGAACCAAUGAAGUAUCUUAAUAAAUAAUAUAUAUAUAAUUGAGUGAACAGCUUAUGGUCUCGACAUCAAAAAUAAAACAAAAUUCUUAUAAUCAUCAAACAGUAGAAUCUCACAGAGCCUGAUAUUGAGCAGUCUCUCUCUCUCUCUCUCUCUGUCCCAUAAACUAUCCUGCUUUGCGCAGUGCCAAUAUAGUAGCCAAUGAGGUUUAUCCGAGGCACGAUUAUUGCUAAUUGAAACUUUCCUAAGAGUGGAAGGGCAGAAGGAGGAAAAAUCUCCUGUGAACAGAUCUUUCCAGAUGCAACAAAUCCUCUUAGGAUACAAGCUUACAGCAAGUGUCAAUGCACUUGCUUUGUAAAACAAGAGAUAAGAUCUCUUCACAAGUAAUUGGCAAGUAAUUGACAAGUUACAAAACAGAUGUUCCUAUGUCUGCAGUUUUUCCCACCCGUAUAUAAAAUAUGCCUGUUUUGAGUCUGUGACAUGUAUAGGAAGUUUCCAAGAAUAUUAGCCCAUUUUUAAAAUAUGUUUACAAUAGUGGUUUAAAUAUUACAAAAGUUCUUUAAAAUUGCAUCCAAUUUUAACACAUCAAAGAAUUACUAAAAUCUGAAGAAGAGUAUUAGGCUAGAACAUUCCAUAUGGAAAUUAUACUACUUGGAAGAAACAUCACAUUGGCACAAAUUAGAAUGGAAUAUAAUAACAGAGUUGGAAGAGACCUUGGAGGUCUUCUAGUCCAACCCCAUCAGUUGUGGAUUGGCAAUUCUUUUACUAUCAGUUCUCAUACACACGUCCAGAUGGGUGGGCGGAGCCUCCUGACAUCGCUAUUACCAGUUCGCCCGAUCUGGGCCGAACCAGG